Capronia epimyces CBS 606.96 is the source of this 807-nucleotide messenger RNA. RefSeq lists its product as uncharacterized. The transcript has a single exon. Bases 1 to 807 code for a protein of 268 amino acids. Lineage: Eukaryota; Fungi; Ascomycota; Eurotiomycetes; Chaetothyriales; Herpotrichiellaceae. The record is from RefSeq and is a predicted model, not a curated record.
AUGCCCAAGAACUCCGGCUCCAAACAGGAACAGGAUCUACUCAUGUUCGAGUCGAUCCCGUGGUGCAAGAAAAUCCUGGACGACGCCGAGUUUGUGGUAGAGCCGAGUGCCUCCCGAACCCCCAAGGCCCACAGUACAGAAGAUGCUCUCCUCUCGCGCACGCUCAAGACGAACGACACCAUUGAGGGCUGGGUGUCGCUGUAUCGUCGGGGGACGAGCACGAACGCAUCAAGCAAGCACCCUUUGAACCAGCAGACCUUGAACCCAGCUUCAGCUUCAGAAUCAGCAGGACCAAACUCAACAUCAGCCUCGGCAGGGCCAAACUCAACAUCAGCUUCAACAGGGCCAAACUCAUCAGCUUCAGCAAGGCCAAACACGACAUCGGCCUCAGCCCAACCCACACUCAUAGGCCUGAAAUCCGAAGUCCGCACGCUCCUCAGCCUCCGGCCCGGUCUGGACGGGUACCCCGGCAUCUGCCACGGCGGGAUCGUAGCCACCCUUCUUGACGAGGUCAUGAGCGUGCUGGUGAGCGAGUGCCGGCGGUCGCAGGGCCCAGAAGGCCUUAGCCCAGGUUUGGGGUUUAAGCAGGGCCCUGGCACAAACACAGACACAGACAACGUCACCGCCGACCUACACAUCACCUAUCUGAAGCCGGUGCCCACGCCGGCGGUGGUUUUGUGCUGGGCCAAAAUCAGAGCCAUCCAGGGUCGGAAGUAUUUCGUCGACGGGGCCAUUGUGAAUGAGAAUACUGUCAUGCUGGCCCGAGCGGAGGGGUUGUUUAUUGGUGUGAAGAAGGAGAAGUUGUGA